AUGCCCGCCGCACCGCCCGCCGCCAUCGCCACCACCGGCGCCCCCGCCCGCGUCGUGUGCACGCUCUUCUACAAAGCCACCACCCCGCGCUCGCCGCAGCCGCACCCAGAUGCCGCCCACCACAUCCCCAGCGACACGCUCUCUCGCGCCUCCCUCGACUCGCUCGCCGGCGGCGUCGUGCCCACCAACGACCUGAGCCAGUACCCGCUCGAACCCCCGACCCCCGGCCCCAAUCCGCUCGACAACCUGUUCGGCGCCUACAUCUCGCAGAGCUGCCUCACCGACUUCCUCCGCACCCUCGACAUCGUGCUGCCGGGCUUCCAGGACAAGACAGCCGUGCGCCGCGUGCUCGACUCGGAGCUGUGGCCGCGCGUCGUUGAGAUCUCGGUCGCGCUGCCCCCGGCCUUCGCCGACGACGUGGCCGCGACGCUCAAGUCGCUGCGGCAGGACGAGACCAUCUCGCGCUUCGAGCGCGAGUGGAACGUCGAGGCCAUCUGGCAGCGCGUCGGCGCCUUCCGCACGCACAAGCGCCUGGCCGUCUUCGACAUGGACUCGACGCUGAUCCAGCAGGAGGUCAUCGACGAGGUCGCCCGCCACAUCGGCGUCGAGGCCCAGGUCUCGGCCAUCACCGCCGCCGCCAUGAACGGCGAGCUCGACUUCGAGCAGUCGCUGCGCCGCCGCUGCGCCCUGCUGAAGGGAGUGCCCGUCGACGUCUGGGACAACAUCCGCAAGCUCAUCACCCCGACCCCCGGCGCGCCCGAGCUGGUCAGGGCGCUGAAGAGGCUGGGCUACAAGACGGCGGUGCUGAGCGGUGGCUUCACCCCCGUGACGGGCUGGUUCGCCCAGCAGCUGGGCUUGGACUACGCGUUUGCGAACCACCUGGUCGUCAGCGCAGACGGCAAGACGCUGACCGGCGAGCUGGAGGGCGACAUCGUGCACGCCGAGAAGAAGAGGCAGCACGUGCGGGAGAUCGCCGAGAAGGAGGGCAUCCUGCUCGAGCAGGUCCUGGUCGUCGGCGACGGCGCGAACGACCUGCCCAUGAUGGGCGUCGCAGGCCUGGGCGUCGCUUUCAACGCCAAGGCCAGGGUCCAGAUGGAGGCGCCCGCCCGUCUGAACUCCGAGAGCUUGCUCAACGUGCUGUACCUUCUGGGCUUUUCGAGGGCGGAGCAGGAGGAGCUGCUGCGGUAG
Messenger RNA from Diplodia corticola, 1188 nucleotides. RefSeq names its product phosphoserine phosphatase. The record is from RefSeq and is a predicted model, not a curated record. The transcript has a single exon. Gene Ontology annotation, cellular component: cytoplasm. The coding region runs from base 1 to 1188 and encodes 395 amino acids. Gene Ontology annotation, biological process: dephosphorylation; L-serine biosynthetic process. Gene Ontology annotation, molecular function: magnesium ion binding; L-phosphoserine phosphatase activity. NCBI's taxonomy places the organism in Eukaryota, Fungi, Ascomycota, Dothideomycetes, Botryosphaeriales, Botryosphaeriaceae.